Molecule: messenger RNA, 441 nt
Organism: Phytophthora sojae
Lineage: Eukaryota; Oomycota; Peronosporomycetes; Peronosporales; Peronosporaceae
Exons: 1
Source: RefSeq, a predicted model, not a curated record
AUGGGAAGGAAGCUGCGCGCGCCGAGCGAGCUGCUUCGCAGCAGCGGCGUCACGCAGACCGGGCCGUUUGCGGAGUACUACCGCAAGCUGGUCGACGACAUGACAAGGGCCACGGAAGCAGCGCACGCAGCGUUGGCGAAGGACCAACUGCGUCGCGAGAGGUACUACAAUCGACGUGUACGGCAGGAUACAACGUUCGAGGUUGGAGACUUGGUGUGGGUGCUCAAGCCUCCACGAGGCCAGGGCAUCACGAAGUUGGCCCAUCAGUGGGUGGGCCCGACGAGGACCGUGCAGUCGGCAGGGUUCGACAACUGGGAGGUCGUGCGCGACGACACGGACGAGCAUUCGAUCGUCCACUGCAGCUUUUUGGUGCCGAGCCGCUGUCCGAGCGACUCCUUGGGCGUGAUCGCGGAGAAGAUCAUCACAGAGCUGGAGGACGAC